Coccinella septempunctata (seven-spotted ladybird) is the source of this 1544-nucleotide messenger RNA. RefSeq names its product protein ALP1-like. The record is from RefSeq and is a predicted model, not a curated record. The coding region runs from base 174 to 1346 and encodes 390 amino acids. The transcript is spliced from 2 exons. NCBI's taxonomy places the organism in Eukaryota, Metazoa, Arthropoda, Insecta, Coleoptera, Coccinellidae.
CGGAAGGAUCAUUAGCCGUUGACGGAGGUUGCGUUCAUAUUAUCAGUCACGAUCGUCUCAGUCACCUUCCGCUUCGUGUGUCGUGAAUCUUCGGUUUCAUCCGAAUCGGCCAGCACUCUGCACGUGACUAUCAGUUUGAUCAAAACAGUAUAAGAAGAGUGUUACUAAAAAUUAUGUCGCAAUUUUCCCGCAAAGAAUUGUGUGCUAUUGCACUAUUGCUAGACGAAGAAGAAGAGGAACAGAAGUCGAUGAAGAGAUUUGGUGUGCACCCAAUAUUUAAAAAGAGGAAAAUUGAAGGAGAAUUUUGGACAUUAUACAAGGAAUUGGUCGAUGACGAUGCCAAAUAUCACGGCUAUUUCAGGAUGAAUAGGAGUCAGUUCGAAUAUAUCUUGAAUAAAAUUUCGACAUUGAUAAGGAAAAAAAAUACUACAUUCAAGGAAGCUGUCUCACCGAAGGAAAAAUUAGCUGUUUGUUUGAGGUUUUUGGCUACUGGGGAUUCCUUCAAAACAAUUUCUUAUAGUUAUCGGCUCGGACAUUCUACAGUACAGUCAAUUGUGAAGGAUGUUUCAAAUGCAAUCAUUACAACUAUGAAAUCUGAACAUCUCCCUCUUCCUACAGUUGAAAGAUGGAAUGAAAUAGCUCAAGACUUUUGGGAAAUAUGGAAUUUCCCUAAUUGCAUUGGAGCAAUCGAUGGCAAACAUGUGCAAAUAAUUGCUCCAGCAAAUAGUGGCUCAUUAUACUUCAACUAUAAGAAAACAUUUUCAGUAAAUUUAAUGGCUUUAGUGGAUGCUAAAUACCAGUUCAUUGCUGUAGACAUAGGUAGUUAUGGCAAAAAUAGCGACGGGGGAAUAUUUCAUAAUUCGAAUCUGAAGAAAUUUCUGGAAAAUAAAGCUCUUCCUAAUAUUGAGGAUAAACCUUUGCCAGGUAUGACAGAAAAAAUGCCGCAUGUUAUCGUCGGUGAUGAGGCGUUUCCCCUAAAGCCUUAUUUGUUGAGACCAUAUCCAGGAGCUCAAUGUAAUGAGAUAGAAAAACAACAAUUUAACUACAGGCUCUCAAGAGCUAGAAGAGUAGUAGAAAAUGCAUUCGGACUUCUUUCUCAAAGAUUUCGCCUAUAUAAUAGAAGAAUUCAGUUGCAACCUGAUUUCGUUGACAAAAUCAUUAUGACUACGUGCAUUUUGCACAAUUUCAUCGGACCUCAUUCAGGACUGCCCUCAGAAGAUAAAAAUGAAAUAAAACUCACAAGUAUUUCUAGACAAGGAGGAAAUAAUUCAUUACAAGCAUUCAAUGUACGUAAUACCUUCAAAGAAUUUUUCCAAUCAGGCCCUGGUAGACUUGAAUGGCAAUAGCUUUUUUGUGUAAUUGAUGUUCGUAUACUUACUUGAAUACAAAAAUAAAUAAAUUACAACUUACCAUUUUCGUUCAAUUUUACUGCAAUGUUCCUCCAAAUUUUCUCCUUUUCAUUUGCGUCACUGUACUGUCUAUUAUUGAAAUUGUACAAAAUAUCGUGUUCACGCACCAAACUGAUCAGUUUUUCCAAAUCCAUU